AGAGCAAUUUGAUGAAUACAUUUUUAUAUAAUGACAAACUUAUUCAGCACAUAAUUUCGCGUGGGCAAAUUAUUCAUAUGCUAAUUAACUUCAUUUAAAAUUUAAUGAAUCUCCCUAAUGGUUAAUUAAGACACAUUUUUGUCAAUAAUUAAUGUACUUAAAGCGAUGUGAGAAUAGUUCACGAUCUAAAUUGUGCUUUGAUUCACGCUGGAGAAGAAGGUUAAAAUGAAGAAACAAAUGUUUUUAUUCAAUGUUUUUUUAUGUUUUUCUUCCGUUGCAAGUUUUACAGGCAUAAAAGUAUCAAAGCCAUGUGAUCAUCGAAUACAAUGCCUGAUCUUCCCAUGUGCACCAAAUGUUAAUCCAUGCAACAAAGCGAAUGAGAUAUGCGUUCCUACUUGUGACUGUGGUGCAACAUGCAGACCAAAACCUCCUCCUACAAAACCCAAGCCGACCUUACCUGUCUGCAAAAGCGACGGAUCGGCUGAUGAUAAAAUAUGUUUACAAGCCCAAACAACGUUUUGUACAAAAAAAUGCAAAUGCUGUAUUCAUCACAAUGGUUGCAACCCAUUUAAAGCUUUAUAUACUAAAACAGAGAAAGACUGCAAGCCACAAGCUUGUCCUCUGAUUGGCUGUCCUUUUGAUGUCUGCAAAGAUCACAAAUGUCCUGCUGGAAACGCAUGCGUGAAAAAAUGUUGUAAGCCUGUAUGUGAAGCGCUCCUCAAACCUUGUCUUUUUGUUCCUUGCUUUACCAACCCAUGUACUCCCACUACAUGCCCCCGUGGAUACGCAUGUCAAGUAAACAACUGCAAUGGAUGCAGUGCGCAAUGUAUUCCUCCUCCGAAACCAACAUUGUCAACAAAGUGCAAGUCAGAUGGUUCCAGUAAUGGAAAAUUAUGUGGAGCGGCGUUCACAAAGUUUUGCAGUGCUAAUUGCGAGUGCUGCAUUCACGAAAAUACUUGUAAUCCAUUUCCAUCAUUCUACACUAAAAAAUCCGAGGAUUGUGUCAAUGGAUGCAAGAACCCAGUAAACUGUUUUGUUAGUCCUUGCCUCAACAAGAAAUGUCCUUCGGGUCAAAAAUGUGUUCCAAAUUUCUGUGGUGGUUGCAAUGCCGAAUGCAAACCUCUUCCAACUAAACCAGCUACAACUGCAUGUUCAAAUCCUGUUCAUUGCAAAGUAGAUCCCUGCUCACUGAAAAAAUGUCAAGUGGGACAAAAAUGCCAUGCUAAUUAUUGUGGAGGGUGUAACGCUGAAUGUAGGACUUGCAAGAAACCGGUUAAUUGCUUAAUCAACCCAUGUGCACGAACACUCUGUCCAGAAGGCACAAAAUGUGUUGAUGAUUAUUGCAAAGGGUGUAAUGCAAGAUGCAUUGCUAUGCCUACCCUACCUCCUGUGCCAACAAAACCAACGCCAUGUCCAAACCCUGUUAACUGUUUUGCCGAUCCUUGCAUGUUCAAGAAGUGUCCUUUUGGUCAAAAGUGUCAUGCAAACUUUUGUGGUGGAUGCAAUGCAGAAUGUAAAGCUUGUGUAAAGCCAGAGAAUUGUGUGGAUCCAUGUUCACGUACCAGAUGCCAAUCUGGAACGGAGUGCGUCAACAACUACUGCAAUGGAUGCUCUGCACAAUGUAUCCCUGUUCCAACUUCAACACCGCCAUCUCCAGACACAUGCCAGUCUGAUGGUUCAAGUGAAGGAAAGUUUUGUCCAGAUGGAAUCACUAGGUUUUGUACAGAUUCGUGCAAAUGCUGUAUUCAUCCUAACAUUUGUAAUCCAAAACCAUCACUCUACACCAAGGCUGGCUCCCAAUGCAGGAAUAAUUGCCAGAAACCUGACAAUUGCGUCGAUCCUUGCAGCCGAGCCUUAUGUUUGGUCGGAACACAGUGUGUGAAUGAUUAUUGCAGUGGAUGCACUCAUAAAUGCAUUCCUGUGUCUGGUAAGUGACGCCGAGAAAAUGGAAUUCGCCGAUCCUGAUGAUAAAUAUCAAAUUAUAGUGGCAAAAAGCUUUUCAAGAUUCGCACAAGAGCACUAUGAAAUCUAAUACUUUUUGUUUAUAUUAUAAGAAUUUGUUUGACAAUGUUAGUGAUUGAUUUAUAUGUAAAGAAAUUGUAUUAAAUUUUUGUAUUUCUUAAAUUCAACAGAAUAAUGUUUUGAGUUAUUCAAA
Hydractinia symbiolongicarpus is the source of this 2155-nucleotide messenger RNA. Its product is annotated as keratin-associated protein 10-6-like. The transcript is spliced from 17 exons. NCBI's taxonomy places the organism in Eukaryota, Metazoa, Cnidaria, Hydrozoa, Anthoathecata, Hydractiniidae. The coding region runs from base 226 to 1935 and encodes 569 amino acids. The record is from RefSeq and is a predicted model, not a curated record.